AUGUUAAAAGCCAAAGUAAAAAUUAAGAAUUGGGAAAUAAAUUACCUGAAAGUUGGGAAUGGUCCACACAAUUUGCUUUGCCUGCCUGGUGCUCUAGGGACAAUUUGGACAGACUUCAAGCCACAAAUUGAAGGUAUCAAUAGAGAGAAGUUUACUCUAAUAGUAUGGGAUCCUCCAGGCUUUGGUAAGAGCAGGCCUCCAGAGAAGGAUUUUCCUCCUGACUUUUAUGAAAAGGAUGCUGACUAUGCUUUUGAAUUUAUGAAGGCCCUAAACAUACCUAAAUAUUCUAUGCUGGGAUGGAGCGACGGAGGCAUAACUGGUAUGAUAGCGGCCGCCAAGUACCCAGAUGUUGUAAACAAAUUAGUUGUCUGGGGAUGUAAUUCUUAUAUACUGCCUCAAGAGGUUGACAUGUAUGACAAAGUGAAAAACAUAGACUCCUGGUCUAAGAGGAUGCGAGAACCAAUGAUAGCCGUUUACGGCGAAGAGUUAUUCCGGAAAUACUGGGCAGCAUGGAUAGUGGGUGUUGUUAACCUUUUUCAUGAAAGGAAUGGAGAUAUUUGUUCAAGAAUGUUACAGGACAUCAAAUGUCCUACGUAUAUUUUGUAUGGACAGAAAGAUCCAAUGGUUGCAAGUGUACAUGCCUCGCAUUUGCAUACUCACAUUGUGGGAUCUAAAUUACACUUGUACCCAGACGGCAAACACAACAUCCAUAUAGCCUACGCAGACGAUUUCAACAAAAAAGUUGAAGAUUUCCUGUCGCAACCGUCGAGCUAAGUUUAAGUUCAAUAAGCUCAGUACAGAGGUACUAAAACACCGAUUCUCAAAACUCAUUCAUCCCCUCCCUAAUUUGCCACCCCCAGAGGUGGAACAUUUUCUUCAAAUUAAAAUGGGAUCACUCCUGAGGUACCCCCUCUUUCUAAAUCAUCAAAAUUGGUUCACUAAUGCAGAGUUAUCGCGUAUAGGUACAAAAAAAAAAUUUGAGUUUUGAGUUGAAUUGAGAACCUCCUUUUUUAGAA
Messenger RNA from Hyposmocoma kahamanoa, 1016 nucleotides. RefSeq names its product valacyclovir hydrolase. The transcript is spliced from 5 exons. Bases 1 to 774 code for a protein of 257 amino acids. The record is from RefSeq and is a predicted model, not a curated record. Lineage: Eukaryota; Metazoa; Arthropoda; Insecta; Lepidoptera; Cosmopterigidae.